AUGGAUGUAACAUCACAAAUUUAUAUCUCACUAGAAGUAAUCAUUGGAGUGGCAGCAGUGGCAGGAAACAGCCUCGUUUUGGUGGCCAUUAAGCGGACACCAAGUCUUCAAACUGUCACAAACUGCUUCAUAGCCAGUCUUGCUUUGGCUGAUUUACUUGUAGGAAUAAUGGUGGCACCCUUAGCGGCUCUCAGUUACCAGGGACUCCCCCAUGAUUUCAUGGGAUGUGUUUUCAUAAACUCCUUGGUUGUCAUGUUUACACAGAUAUCUAUUUUCAACCUUGUAGCUGUUGCCGUCGAGAGAUUUAUAGCCAUUAACUCCCCAUUUUUCUACCAACGUCACAUGACUGUGCAUGUCGCACUCUACAUUGUUGUAGCAACAUGGGUGGCAGCCAUUUUGAUCGGACUGACCCCAGUAUUUGGGUGGAAUCUUGGCCCGACGCCCGGUAAUAACUGUGCCUUUAUGUUAGUUAUAGACAUGGGGUACAUGGUGUAUUUCAAUUUCUUUGGAUUUGUGUUACUGCCAUUGUUCAUCAUGUUUGUACUGUAUUCUUAUAUAUUCUACAUUGUCAGGAAACACAUGGCCAAAAUCGCUGCCCUUGAAAUCGUACAGGAGUCUGAAGGUCGCCAAAAGCAGCGACAAUUCAGGAAAGAGGUUAAAGCAGCUAAAUCGCUCGCUAUUGUGAUCGGGGUUUUUGUGAUCUGUUGGUUGCCAAUCCACAUCCUGAACUCAAUAAAUUUACUCUGUAAAGAAUGCUCUUAUCCCUCGGAGCUUCUCUUGGCGGCCAUCUUGCUUAGUCAUGCCAACUCAACUGUAAACCCUUUUUUAUAUGCAAUAGGCAACGACAAAUAUCAGAUGGCAUUUAGAAAGAUGUGCUGUCAAACGUGUCUGCCGAUUUCUAACACAAACACAUUCAGCGAUGAGUAUUAUACUGGAAAUCCUCAUGUGACCAAGUCAUCAAAUACUUGUCAUCACAAUGGAGUAUCUAAGAUCAUGAAGAAUACACAAUCACCAUCAGCAAGUACUCCCAAUGACAUCUUCUACAUAAAGUGA
Ylistrum balloti is the source of this 1053-nucleotide messenger RNA. RefSeq names its product adenosine receptor A1-like. The coding region runs from base 1 to 1053 and encodes 350 amino acids. The transcript has a single exon. Gene Ontology annotation, biological process: G protein-coupled adenosine receptor signaling pathway. Gene Ontology annotation, molecular function: G protein-coupled adenosine receptor activity. Lineage: Eukaryota; Metazoa; Mollusca; Bivalvia; Pectinida; Pectinidae. Gene Ontology annotation, cellular component: membrane. The record is from RefSeq and is a predicted model, not a curated record.